Messenger RNA from Chara braunii, 3420 nucleotides. The record is from the annotation of a GenBank genome assembly. Lineage: Eukaryota; Viridiplantae; Streptophyta; Charophyceae; Charales; Characeae.
GGAAGACGAGAGAAGCGGACUGAUUUCCUCUACUAUGGAUGGGAAUAUCUACGAUCAGUUUGGGGAGGCCAUUGAGAGAAGGCUUGGAGGAGUGAGGGCUGAAGCCCAACGAAGAGCGGCAGCUGGGCCGCCACCCCCUGCCAUGUUCAGGCUAUGGCAGGAAAAGGAGGAACCACCGUUUGGGGUGGAAGAAGUGGGAAGCGAUGAGGAAGUGACUCAAGGGCUACGAGGAGGAAGUGAGACGGAAGAGCCCAUAAUCAUCGAGUCAGAUGACGAGGAUGAGGAGAAAAGAACGGAGCCUCCGUCCGUCUUAUUUGAGAAGAUGGAGGACGUGCUGGAUAAGAUGGGGAGGUGCCAACAGAAGUUGGUAGGCCUCUGUGAAGAAGUGAAAGGAUGGAGGUCUAACAUCCCCACAGUAUUCCUCUAUGACUCCGGCCCGGAGUCAGCGCCUGGGCGACCCAGAGUAAAUGUGGUGGGGUCGUGCCCACAAUCAGGAAUGAGGGGGAGACCCCUCACUCCGCAGGCCCGGCUGGCACAGGCAGCGCGAACGAGGAAUCAAGCCAAGGCCAGUACCAGCCAAGAACCUCCAAGGAGGGAACACGAACCAGGGAGAAGGAAAGAGGUUGUGGAAGUAGAGGACGACGAUGAUGAAGAGGAAGAGGACGAGAGGUUGCGCAGAGAAGAGGAUCAGAGAGUGGAGCAGCGGGCAAGGAAAAAGGGAACCAGGGGAGAGGCCGAACCGGUCAUACAUGACGGACCGCCCAAAAAGAAGAAAUACGUGGUCCGGUUGGAAGAGGGAUUUGACGUAGAGAAGAUGAUUGACCGGCUGCUGGAAGGGCAUAAUGACCUCAUGACCCCGCGACUCCACGAUGAACUGAAGGGGAGGUUAUCACGGCGCCUGGUGCCCAAUGUCCAUCUGGGUACGAUCCUGCCCAAGGAGGCAGAGUGGGCAGAGUCAGGUACGAAGAUGGACUGGAAGUGCGUAGCCUGCGAUAUGGUGGAUUUGAUGGUGAAGGGUUCCAAGUGCGCAGCAAUGGUGGACACCGGGGCAGAGAUGAACAUUAUUCGGGAGGCGGACGCGAUCAGAUUCGGGCUGGAUAUAGACCAUUCUGACUGCGGUAUUCUGCAUGGAGCCAGCUGUAAGGCCAUGUUUUGCGGGAUAACCUCGAAUGUGCUCGUCGAGGUUGGAAAGGAAGGCCUCGAUCAGUCAGGCUCGUUGAACUCGACAGGAAAUGUGGACGAAGUGCCCGAGAGCCAGGACGACGAGUUCGAGGAAGGAGAGAUUAAGGAGGCUUUUCGUGCAGAGGAGUACGACGGGAUCUACCUAGAACUGGGGCUUCUUCUGUCAUGUGAAAUGCGGCUAAGGGAUGCAAGCGGUAAGGAUCAGAGGAUGCUGCAGCGCUACUUAGUGCGAGACGGUCACCUUUUUGUGAGAAGAGAAGUGGGGAAUCCCAGGAGGGUCGUCUGCGGUAGGAAUCGUCAGAUCGACGUCGUAGCAGCACUACACGAUGGCAUUGCAGGAGGGCAUCGAGGGGUACAAGCCACGUAUGCCAAGAUAAGUGAGUUGUAUUACUGGGAUGGAAUGAUGGACAUGGUCGGGAAAUUAUGUCGAUCCUGCGUGCCCUGCCAGGAGAGAUCCCGUUUAAGGCAGGGAGAGCCGCUGCGUCCAAGGUUAGAGCGAGAGGUAGGGGCCGUAGUGCAUCUCGAUCUGCUUUUUAUGCCGCUUGGGGAUCAGGGCUAUAACUAUAUCUUCGAUGCGCGCGAUAACCUGUCUGGGUUCGUAGACGGGCGUGCUAUUCGCACCAAGACCGGGCUUAGUCUUAGUGAGCUGCAUCGAGGAAUAUUACCUGCGUUACAGGAGAUCGGAGUUUACCUGCCAGGAGGUGCAAGAAUUGUUAUCAAGAUAGGAGCAAUAGAAGAAAGGAUCCAGGAGGCGUCUGACCAGGUGACGAGAAGUCGUAUGGACGAUAAGGCUCGAUGGGAUCAAUCUGCGCGGGUGAUGAAGGUACCCUUGGCAGUUGGAGAUGUCGUGAUUCUCUACGAUUCAUCACUGGAGAAGCAAUGGUCCAGGAAACUCGAUAAGAGGUGGUUAGGUCCCUACCGGAUCGUACGGGUCGGAGACUUCGGAGCGUAUCAGAUAGAGGAGCUAAAUGGGACUGAGUGGAAGGAUUGGGUAUCUGGAACGCGUCUGAAGAAAUUCGUGGCGAGAGAAGAGGAUGAGAAGCAUGAAGAGCAAGUAGAAGGGGUGCCACGAGAGGAGGUACCACAAGAGGAGGUGCCACGAGAGGAGGUGCCACGUGAGGAGGUACCACGAGAGGAGGUGCCACGAGAGGAGGCGCAGGGUACUCAUCAAGAGAGCAGGCUAGGCGACAUGGGGAGACGUGCAAGGAAGGAAGUGAUAGAGGUUGGAGAGGGCACACCCCCACAGGCGCCAGCAAUGGGUUUGAGACUCGGGGAUUCUCAAGGGAGCGCUCAGCCUCGCCAGGAGCCACCUAUGGGGAGAGCUAUCCUGGAGCCAGAGGAGGCGAGAGCCCGGAGACAGGCAGAGAGAGAGGCGUUCGAGUUUAGAGUCCCUACUGAGCUCGCGACGCUGCCAGUGGCGGCGGCAGGCCCAGUCGUACCUUUGGCAGUAGAGGAGGGGCUGCCACCAUCUAGCAGUGAGCCGGCUCAGGGCUCGGCAGAGGGAUCCAUGAGCGUGCUCCUUGAGGUGGUGCAUACUAUGCAGGAGGAGGUGAGUUUGUUUUCACCUGAGCAGAGGAUAGAGGAGCCUCUUGAGAGAGAGAUAGGGAUUGAGGUGGAGAGUGUCAUCGAGAGCAAGCUCCAGAGAAUGGGCACACCUGAGUAUGGACCAGAGGAGAUUGAGGAGCAGCCCAUGGCAGUGCCAGGAGAGACACUCGAGAGGAGGCCUCAGAGGUUGGACACGCCUGAGUACGUCCCAACGACAGGGGAUUUGAGGAGCAGGCUGGGAUCUUGGGCUACUGGAUCUGGGUCUGGGGGACCAAUUCCUGGGGCAGAGCAACAGGAGGUCGUUAGUACCGCAGCUCCUCGAUCAGAGCAGCAGGGGGUUGUCAGUACCUUGGAGGAGGAAGACGAGGAGGAGGGAGAUGAGGAGGAGGGAGUCAAGGAGGAGGAGGAAGAGGAGGAGGAGGAGGAAGAUGAGGAGGAGGAAGACGAGGAGGAGGAAGUCGAGAAGGAGGAGGAAAAAGAGGACAAUGUCGCCGUGGCGAUGGAGGAGGAGCAGGAGGAGGAGGACGAGGAGGGUGGCGAAGUCGUCGAAGAGGUGGACGGAAAGGCAAGGGUGAAGAUGAGGGUAGAGGGCAGAGGAGGAUGAGGACAGUGGCGAAGUCGUAGAACAGGGCUGCCGUCUUUAUUUCUAAUGUUUCUUUUAAAUCAAUCAAUCAAUCAAUUAAUCAAUGAAUC